AGGACAAUGCGUAUGAGAAUAUGCAAGAGUCUCAGGAGACUCACAUGUCCAGCCACCUGGAUGAAGUCAUUGCUGCUGUCAGCGUCACUUCUAAAAACAGGCUCUCAAAUAAGCUGCUUCAGACAGCACUGUUCCAGCCCCCUCGAGAGAAACUCCACCUGUGUGAAGAGAGAGCGAAGUCCUACUCCAGCAUCCGAGAGUACAAGCAGGCCAUCCAGGAGCUUGUGCGCUGUGUGGCACUAACGAAAAUUUGCUACGGCGACUCGCAUUGGAAAUUAGCAGAGGCAUAUGUGAAUCUGGCUCAGGGUUACCUCCAGCUGAAAGGGUUGUCACUACAAGCAAAGCAGCAUGCAGAAAAAGCCAAAGAAAUCCUGGCCAACUCCAUGGAGAGUCCCUAUUACAACAAGACAGAUAUCUUCAAGUGUUCCCUAGAGCUUUUCUAUACCCUGGGGAAAGCCCUGGUCUCCCUUCAAAAAUUUAAAGAAGCCUGGGAGAACUUGAUAAAAGCUGAGAGACUUUCCAAGGAGAUGCUGCAAUGUGGGAACAUUAUAAAGGAAGAGUGGAUAGAAAUCCAAUCUCGGAUCAAGCUGUCGUUUGCACAGUUGUAUCAAGGUCAGAAAAGAUCAAAAGAAGCUUUCCCCUACUAUCAGAAGGCUUUGGAAUAUACUGAGACUACCAAGGAUGAAAAAAGUUUUGAGUGUGCACAAGUACUGAGGGAAAUGGCAGGCGUGGAGCAAGCCCUGGCACUCUACGACGCCUCCAUCGGUCAUUUCUCACAGGCACAUCUCAUCAUCCUGAGUAAAGAACCCUCCCCAGAGGAUGCUGCAGACUCUGCACUCUCUAUUGCCCGGGCUGCCGUUGCUUCUGGGAUGCACGACCACCAUGAUGUGGCCGAGAAGUAUUUUCAGGAAAGCAUGACUUACCUCAAGGAUUCCGAAGGAACAGAAAAAGCCAAGUUCCUUUCGAUUCAAGAUGAAUUUUGCAGUUUUCUACAAACCAUUGGACAAAAAGAAAGAGCGGCCAUGAUCCUGAGAGAGUCCCUGGAAGCAAAAAUAGGAGUGUUCGGUGACUUCAGUCCUGAGGUGGCAGAAACAUACCGGAUCCUGGGCAGGGCAGACCUGGCUCAGGGAAACAACAACGGAGCGCACAUGAAGCUAAAGAAGUGUGUCCAGAUUGAGACGUUCUUGUAUGGAUCACAGGACAAGAAGACCAUGGCCACCCAGCAAACCAUAGACACGCUGUCCAAGAUCUCCGAGGCUCCCGUGAAGCCAAAGCAAUCACUGAAAGCCAAGACAGCGUUCUGCACCAGUGUCCCCCAGUACGUGACGCCAGGGAAGGCCAGGCACAGUGCGGCAGAAUGAUGCCCCCAUGUGCCGCCCCCCAAAAGAAGCUCUGAGAAAGAGCUUUUUGGCAUUGCUUUUAGGAUGCUGAGCAAACCUCUCUCCAGCCAGAAGGUGGAGUUUAGCAGUCACUGCAGAGUUUGGCUGUUGUUUUCAGGAAUGCAAUGGCAAGUGCCAUGAAUCUCCCAACAUCCCAACCUGAACGCCCUUCGGUGGUUCAGCUUUGGUUAUUUUCUAUCACCAAGGGAGAUUUCCCCAUCAUCUCUGUAUGGCUCAAACACUCUUCUGAAGUUGGAGCUUCUCCACAGGAGAGGAGACCCACCCAACGCCGGGCAGGGCUCCUGCUCAAUCCAGAGCCACAUCUGGGGCAGUGAGACCCUGCACAAAGCCUUCCUUAUAGGAAAUUAAUAGUAACUAAGAAGAAAAUACCAAUAAAGAGAAACUUGUUCUAGUGUC
Molecule: messenger RNA, 1796 nt
Organism: Rattus rattus (black rat)
Lineage: Eukaryota; Metazoa; Chordata; Mammalia; Rodentia; Muridae
Gene: Ttc23
Product: tetratricopeptide repeat domain 23
Exons: 10
Coding region: 21-1361 (446 amino acids)
Molecular function (GO): protein binding
Source: RefSeq, a predicted model, not a curated record